GGUUCUAGCUCAAAAUUUUUUAUGCGUUUUUAGUUUUUUCUCUUUUUUUUACAAAUAAAAAUGACUCGAUUGUCUUUUACAGUGUUGAUAUUUCUUGCCGCUUAUUUUGGUUCAAAUAUUCGGCCGAAUGUAGCCACUUUAGAUCCCAAAACUGUUUGUUAUUAUGAAUCUUGGGUACAUUGGCGUCAAGGUGAUGGCAAAAUGGAUCCCGAAGAUAUAGAUACAUCGUUGUGUUCGCACAUUGUCUACUCUUAUUUCGGUAUAGAUGCUUCAAGUCAUGAGAUUAAACUAUUGGAUCAAUAUCUUAUGAUAACAUUACAUGACAUGGAACAUUUCACAAAACAUAAAGGAAAUGCCAAGGCUAUGAUUGCUGUUGGUGGUGCGUCUAUGUCUGAUCAAUUUUCGAAAACUGCAGCGGUUGAACAUUAUCGUGAAACGUUUGUUGUUAGCACAAUAGAUCUUAUGACUAAAUAUGGUUUUGAUGGUGUCAUGAUCGAUUGGUCUGGUAUGCAGGCUAAAGAUAGUGAUAAUUUCGUUAAAUUGUUAGACAAAUUUGAUGAAAAAUUUGCGCAAACUUCGUUUGUGAUGGGUGUUACAUUGCCGGCAACAAUCGCCUCAUACGAUAACUAUAACAUCCCAGCCAUUUCCAAUUAUGUCGAUUUUAUGAAUGUUCUUACUUUGGAUUAUGAUGGUCCAUGGGCAUAUACAGUUGGUCAUGCAUCAGCAUUGCCUGAACAACUUAAAACAUUGGAAGCGUAUAACAAACGAGGUGCACCUCGUCAUAAAAUGGUUAUGGCCGUUCCGUUUUUUGCACGUACUUGGAUAUUGGAAAAAAUGGACAAACAGGAUGUUGGCGAUAAGGCUAGUGGACCAGGCCCAAAAGGUCAAUUCACUCAAACACCUGGUUUUUUAAGCUAUAACGAACUGUGCGUCCAGAUUCAGGCCGAAACAAAUGCAUUCAGCAUUACUCGUGAUCAUGAUAACACUGCAAUUUAUGCUGUCUAUGUACAUGACAAUCAUGCCGAAUGGAUAUCGUUCGAAGAUCGACAUACACUAGGUGACAAAGCUCGUAAUAUAACUGAACAAGGUUAUGGUGGAAUGUCAGUCUAUACAUUGUCAAACGAAGAUGUACAUGGCGUUUGUGGUGACAAAAAUCCAUUAUUACAUGCUAUCAAUUCGAAUUAUUUUCGAGGAAUUGUGACCGAACCUACUGUCGUAACAGUUACACCAGUUACACAUACCACCGAACAUGUCACCGACAUUCCAGGUGUAUUUCAUUGUCAUCAAGAAGGAUUUUUCCGCGAUAAAACCUAUUGUGCCAAAUAUUAUGAAUGCAAAAAAGGUGAUUUUGGACUAGAACAAACCGUUCAUCAUUGCCCGAAUCAUUCGCAAGCAUUCGAUGAAGUAAGUCGUACUUGUGUUGAUCAUACCAAAAUACCCGGUUGUUGAAUAAUAAAUGAUAAAUAAAAUUACAAUAAACUUAAUUUAAUUUAAUCA
Molecule: messenger RNA, 1497 nt
Organism: Dermatophagoides pteronyssinus (European house dust mite)
Lineage: Eukaryota; Metazoa; Arthropoda; Arachnida; Sarcoptiformes; Pyroglyphidae
Product: chitinase-like mite allergen Der p 18.0101
Biological process (GO): carbohydrate metabolic process; chitin catabolic process
Cellular component (GO): extracellular region
Molecular function (GO): chitin binding; chitinase activity
Source: RefSeq, a predicted model, not a curated record